AUGGCACUGCAAGUAUUGGUAUUUAUUGUCCAUGUUAUCAGUUUAGUGAGAGGGCAAGUCAGUUACUCUAUUCCAGAGGAAAUGCCAAAAGGCUCUGUUGUCGGAAACAUAGCCCAGGAUCUGGGUUUAGAUUUGAAACGACUUAAAUCGGGUAAUGGGCGUAUAUAUACUGGAGAUAGUGCGACAUACAUCGAACUGAAUAAAGAGAGAGGGGUCUUGCUUGUAAAAGAGAGAAUAGACCGUGAAGCGAUUUGUAAGCAGAUCACUCCGUGUGCUUUGCAUUUACAGAUUAUUUUAGAGGACCCUAUUGAAUUGUACAGUGUUAAUGUAGAGAUUACCGAUAUAAACGACAAUGCACCUGUUUUUAAAACGAAUGAAAUGAAAUUUGAAAUAAUUGAAUCCUUGCUUAUUGGUGCGAGGUUUGAUUUAGAGAGAGCCAUUGAUAAUGAUGUUGGCGUCAAUGGUCUUCAGAGCUAUUUGCUUAAUCCAACUGAUAACUUCGCCUUGAAAUCGUCAGGUAAAUCUAGUAAAAACGUCGAAAUGGUUUUACAAAAAUCGCUGGAUCGAGAGAAACAGCCACAAAUAGCACUGACAUUGUCUGCUAUGGAUGGAGGCGACCCACAAAUGACAGGCACAAUGCAGAUACUGAUUACAGUGUUGGAUGCAAAUGAUAAUGCCCCUAUAUGUUCGCAGUCGCUGUAUAAAGCAAGCGUGGAAGAAAAUUCACCCAAGGGCACGGUUUUAGCUACAGUAAGAGCAUCGGAUGCUGAUGAAGGAUUACAUGGCUUAAUUCAGUAUUCCAUUGCUAAUGCUGUGGAUGGGGCAUCGGAGCUCUUUGAGAUAAAUGAUCACAAUGGUGUUCUGUCUGUAUCUGGAAAUAUAGAUUUUGAAAUAAUGCAUGCGUAUGAGUUUGAUGUUCGUGUCACAGAUCAUGGAGGCCAUUCUGAUACGUGUAAAGUCAUCAUAGAUAUAAUUGAUAACAAUGACAAUAAACCCGUUAUCAACAUAAUGUCAAAAUCUAAAGAGAUAAGCGAGAAUUCUAAAUUGGGCACUGUUAUAGCUGCAAUAAAUGUCCAAGAUGCAGAUUCAGGUGAUAAUGGAAACAUUCGCUGUUCUUUACUCGAUGCAGAUCUUCCAUUUACACUUAGAUCUGAAUCUAACAGCUUUUUCAGUUUAGUUACCGAUAAUGAAAUAGACAGAGAAAGACAAUCAGAGUAUAACGUCACUGUGCUUUGCUCUGAUGAGGGAGUCCCUUCGCUCUCCAGCAGCGUCACUCUCUCCCUAAUGAUAUCAGAUGUCAAUGACAACGCGCCUGAGUUUGAAAAAAGCGCAUACGAAGCCGCAAUAGUUGAAAACAACAAACCUGGACUGUCUAUUUUCGCAGUAAAAGCCACAGAUGCAGAUUGGAAGCAGAAUGCGCGAAUUUCCUAUAUGCUGGAGGACUCCAUGAUCAACGGGGUGUCUGUGUCCUCGUUCGUGUCUGUCAGUGCUGAUAGCGGAGUCAUCCAUGCAGUGCGCUCUUUUGAUUUCGAGCAAUUAAAGGAUUUUAAUUUCCGUGUAAAGGCGCAAGAUGGCGGCUCUCCUCCAUUAAGUAGCAAUGUCAGUGUUAAAAUAAUAAUCCAAGACCAGAAUGACAAUGCACCUCAAAUUCUCUAUCCAGUAAAAACGAGUGGGUCUCUUGUCACUGAACUAGUGCCUCGUUCAGCAGAUGUCGGCUAUUUGGUGACUAAAGUAGUGGCUGUUGAUGUGGAUUCGGGUCAGAAUGCUUGGCUCUCAUAUAAACUACAGAAAGGGACAGACAGAGCUCUCUUUGAUGUUGGUGCUCAGAAUGGAGAAAUAAGAACUAUUCGCCAAGUCACUGAUAAAGAUGCUGUGAAACAAAAGCUCGCUGUUGUUGUGGAGGACAACGGACAGCCCCCUCGCUCUGCUACAGUCAAUGUGAAUGUGGCUUUAGCGGACAGCUUUCCUGAAGUGCUCUCGGAGUUCACCGACUUUACGCACAAGGAAUACAACGACAAUCUGACUUUUUAUUUAGUCAUGGCCCUGGCUGUUGUUUCAUUUCUUUUCAUCGUGUCCAUCAUAGCCAUACUAUCGGUGAAGUGCUACAGAUGGAGACGUGAGCAGAUGUUUUAUAAAUCCAAUGGGAAUCUACCGGUUAUUCCGUAUUACCCGCCUCUUUACGCAGACACAGUUGGCACAGGUACCCUGCAACACGUCUAUAAUUAUGAAGUCUGCAGAACAACUGACUCCAGGAAAAGUGAUCAGAAAUAUGGCAGAUCCUGUAGCCAGAGCAUCAUUAGUCUGGACCCAGCUGGGACACUUCCUCAUGCACAGAAAGGCGUAGCCUCGGCGGAUUUUGACGAACAGGUGAGAAAACCAUGA
Messenger RNA from Sardina pilchardus (European sardine), 2382 nucleotides. Its product is annotated as protocadherin gamma-A11-like. Lineage: Eukaryota; Metazoa; Chordata; Actinopteri; Clupeiformes; Clupeidae. Gene Ontology annotation, cellular component: plasma membrane. Gene Ontology annotation, molecular function: calcium ion binding. The coding region runs from base 1 to 2382 and encodes 793 amino acids. The record is from RefSeq and is a predicted model, not a curated record. Gene Ontology annotation, biological process: homophilic cell-cell adhesion. The transcript has a single exon.